Molecule: messenger RNA, 237 nt
Organism: Micromonas commoda
Lineage: Eukaryota; Viridiplantae; Chlorophyta; Mamiellophyceae; Mamiellales; Mamiellaceae
Exons: 1
Coding region: 1-237 (78 amino acids)
Source: RefSeq, a predicted model, not a curated record
AUGGGCGCGCCAGCGGGAUUCGACACCUCGAAGGUUUGGUCCCCCGCGGGUGGAUGGUUCGCGGAUCCCAAGCACUGGAAGCGGAACACGGCGAUGGGGUUCGGGGUCCUGGCCGUCGCCUCCGCGAUGAUCUUCAACUACAGCCGCAAGCUGGAGCAGCGACCGCUGGCGCCCACCAGGCGGAUCCCGUCGCAGGCGUGGUGCAAAAACUUCCCCGAGGGGUCCCCAGCCAAGUGA